Messenger RNA from Oncorhynchus nerka (sockeye salmon), 4869 nucleotides. RefSeq names its product mitogen-activated protein kinase 14A-like. The record is from RefSeq and is a predicted model, not a curated record. Gene Ontology annotation, biological process: protein phosphorylation; intracellular signal transduction. The coding region runs from base 355 to 1440 and encodes 361 amino acids. Lineage: Eukaryota; Metazoa; Chordata; Actinopteri; Salmoniformes; Salmonidae. The transcript is spliced from 12 exons. Gene Ontology annotation, molecular function: ATP binding; MAP kinase activity. Gene Ontology annotation, cellular component: cytoplasm; nucleus.
GAGCGCGCUUCGUCUUUGACGGAGCGAGAAUUAUGUUCAGUUUAGGUCCUCUUCAACACAAGAAACAGAUUGGAAUCUGCAUAGAGGGAAAAUCUACUGUAGCUCGCUGAUCGAACGUGUUGUUUUAGGAGUCUGCUGUCCUCAAAGAGACUUCCUCAUAUAUAGUGCACGGGAUAACGUUUGCACAGUUGCACUGCCUGGAAUGCGCGAGAUCCAAUGUAUGUAUUGGUUGGGUCAACAAUAGUUCUCGUUGUAUUGAGUUUUUAGUUUUCAGAGAGGCUCUACUGCCACGCGAAGGAGGAAACCGAAGUUACGACUGGCUUGUUUGUCUCGUAGUCUCUGAAUUCUGCAGGAAUGUCUCACAAGGAGAGACCCACUUUCUACAGACAGGAGCUGAACAAAACGAUAUGGGAGGUCCCGGAGCGGUAUCAAUCCCUGUCCCCGGUCGGCUCUGGAGCCUAUGGAUCAGUCUGCUCGUCGUAUGACGUGAAGUCUGGGCAGAAGAUGGCGGUGAAGAAGCUGUCCAGGCCGUUCCAGUCAAUGAUCCACGCUAAGAGGACCUACAGAGAACUAAGGCUCCUGAAACACAUGAAACACGAGAAUGUGAUUGGUCUGUUGGAUGUGUUCACGCCUGCCACCAGCCUAGAGGAAUUCAACGAUGUUUACCUGGUGACCCACCUGAUGGGGGCGGACCUCAACAACAUAGUGAAGUGUCAGAAGCUGACAGACGACCAUGUGCAAUUCCUCAUAUACCAGAUCCUCAGGGGACUCAAGUAUAUCCAUUCAGCAGACAUCAUCCACAGAGAUUUGAAGCCCAGUAAUCUGGCAGUGAAUGAGGACUGUGAGCUCAAGAUCCUGGACUUUGGAUUGGCGCGACACACUGAUGAUGAGAUGACUGGUUAUGUAGCGACCAGGUGGUACCGCGCCCCAGAGAUCAUGUUGAACUGGAUGCACUACAACAUGACAGUGGACAUCUGGUCAGUCGGCUGCAUCAUGGCAGAGCUGCUCACUGGACGGACGUUAUUCCCGGGCACCGACCAUAUAAACCAGCUGCAGCAGAUCAUGAGGCUGACAGGAACGCCCCCGGCCUGUCUCAUUAGCCAGAUGCCCAGCCACGAGGCCAGAAACUACAUCAACUCCCUUCCCCAGAUGCCCAAGAGGAACUUUGCUGAUGUGUUUGUUGGCGCUAACCCACUAGCGGUGGAUCUGUUAGAGAAGAUGCUGGUUCUGGACACUGAUAAGCGAAUCACAGCGUCCGAGGCCCUGGCCCACCCCUACUUCUCCCAGUACCACGACCCUGACGAUGAGCCAGAGUCCGAGCCAUACGACCAGAGCUUCGAGAGCAGAGAGCUGGAGAUAGAGGAGUGGAAAAGGUUGACGUAUGAGGAGGUUUGCAGUUUCGAGACCCUGCCAUUCGAUGGAGACGAGAUGGAGUCCUGAGGGGACGAGGGUGAAGUCAUUGCUAGUCCCGCCUCCUUCUCUUACUGAACUGUGAGGAAGAAGUUGCAUGUAGACAUUGAUCUAGGGCCAGUUUUGUGUUUCAUCCCCUAAUGGUUUAGGUUAGGAUCUGGGGGUAAGCUGAUCCUAGAUCUGUACUUAGAUACAACUUACAUCCGGAGCACGCAACCUUGUGUGAGGACUAUCAACUCACCAGACUAGUUCAAACAAACAAACAGGAAGCCACGACAUUCAAGUGCCUGCCGUCAUUCAUUUCUGGGGUUAGAGGUCAAGGGUCAAAGGUGACUCCCCUCUACACCCUCCUCCUGCUUGCUGUAUUAUAUCGUCUUUGAUUGGGUCCCUGGGAAGAAUUGGGAAAAUGACUUUGUAAUAUAUUAUCUAGUGUUUGUGUGUUUAGAGUUUAUUAAGUCACAUUAUUUGCCAAAAACUACCUAAAUUCCUGGAAAAGGUGCUCAGAUUUUAACGUUCAAUAUCGCAAAAACAAUCACAUGGUUUAACCAACAAACCACUGCACUUAUGGAGCCGUUAUUUAUGGUCUGUAGUUUAUAGCCUUUUGGAUAGAAGUCUGUAGGAAAUACAACAGUGGUCAUGACCUGCUCGUCUACGACAAAACCUUGUCUCCGUUGUCAAACUGUACGCUGUUGUUAUGCCUGGCAGGGUUUUAGAUGUGUAAAUAAGGCUGCCCUCUUGUAAAUAAAUGAUACUGUGCACCGAUAGUAAUACUGCCUAGAAGUCCCUAUUAUCAUAGAGCACAUAGAACCCUCAAGGCUUAGAACGUUGCCCCUUCGCAUUCCUUCAGGAGAGACUGGCAGGUUCCAUACUCAGAGGGAUUGUUAUUAAAUAGUAUUCCAUUAGAAUGUACACCAGUUUUAACUUUAAUCAUAGUGGAAGUUUUGACCUCCAUCUUUUCAAGUCAAUCGCCCAGAAAGAGGGGGGGGGGAGGGUGGUUUAUUCUCUUAUCCUGCCUCUUAACUCAUCUAUUUUUCUACCCGUCUCUGUCUGUUUCUUUGUUCACUCCGUUGUCGUAUCAUUGCCUCCCUGAGCUCUGUCCUGCCCUCUGUGUAGUCUGAUUAAAAAUGAGUGGAGAGGUAAUGUGACUGUCACAAAAUGUUAUUUAAUAGAAUGUAUUUAAAGUCCUCUAUCCCCGUAUCACAAGACUGAUGCUGAAAUCAGAAUGGGUUUUCCCAAGUCUCCAUAGUGUCUGCUCUGUGCAGUGCUUUGAGGUUCAGUCGGAGCAUUAGAUGGCUAUAGGUAUAGAGAUCCUAUUAGUAACAUAACAUUCUAGGAAUCUAUAGUCUUCAGAAAUCACUGGAUUCCCACUCCUGGUUGUUGACAAUGUGAUUUCAAUCAUAUUCAAAUGUAUUUUUAAAUAACUGUAUGUCCGUAGAUGUAUCUUGUUAUUCUGUUGUAUUAAAUGUGUGGGAUGCUAGCACCCCCUACUGUAUUUAACCCCUUUUCAUGUGUACAUGGUAGUCUCUGAGUGCAUGCCAAAAUAGCACAUUAUUCCUUAUAUAGUGCACUAUUUUGGACCAGAUCUCAUAGGGCCCUGUUCAAAAGUAGUACACUCAAUAGGGAAUAUGUUGCCAUAUAGGAUGUACUGUGAUUAUUCCCAUAGAGCGAUCAACAUAUUUAUCUCUUCUAAUGUAUACAGUACAGCACUCAAACCAGACAUUAUUCAGAAUCUCUUCCAGUUAAAGACAAAGCAAUGCCUGAAUCUUAACACAGUAACUACUUUUUAUUUAAUAUUAUUUUAUGACUGCUCAUUUUCUGGCUCUGUGAAGCAGUAGACUACCUAUCAAAAUCAGUGUUGGUGUCAAAGUCAUUCAAUUUUAUUUCAAAUGGACUUGAACCUGUCCCCCAGCUGUCUCUCUCUGUUCAUUAGGCAUAAAACUGGAGAAAACGUUUUUGAAACAAAUGGGCUUUCUAAUUGCAUGUUUCAAAGUUGUUUUUUUUACCAUUUGCUGCAUUCUGAACAUAGACUCGUGACAUACAGAGCUGUGGUCUUUCUGUGUAAAUCAGUGAGUGUCCACUUGAGGGCUGUAUCAUAGCAGGAUCACUAACAGAUAGGCCUACAGCCGGGGUGUAUUCAUUAGUUCACUAUUAUAAACCGUAACGGAAGCUAACGAAACUGGGCGGGACCUACCUGAACUUGUCUAAUAAACGCUUGUUUUCGUUGCAAAACACAACUGUUUGGAUUAAUGAUUAGAACCGGGACUGUCAAGUCAGUUAUAGCAUGGCCCAUUUCAAGUCUUAAUGUUGGAAAGAUAUUUCUGAUCAUGUAGGAACGUGUGUUGCCUGACCCAUUGAUCCUGCUUUGUGAUACAGCCUUGUGUUUUCAUGUUUACAGCAGCAGGAUGCUGGAGGGUAACACAGAGGGGUAACACAGAGGGGUAACACAGAGGGUAACACAGAGUGUAAACACAGAGGGAGGGGUAACACAGAGAGAGGGGUAACACAGAGGGAGGGGUAACACAGAGGGAGGGGUAACACAGAGGGAGGGGUAACACAGAGAGAGGGGUAACACAGAGAGAGGGGUAACACAGAGAGAGGGGUAACACAGAAACCUCAAACAUUGUAUUGACACAGUAACAUAGUUAGGUUACUGUCCUCCAACCAGCUCUCUGUCUCUGUCUCUCUCUCUCUCUCUGUCUCUCUCUGUCUCUCUCUCUGUCUCUCUCUCUCUCUGUCUCUGUCUCUCUCUCUGUCUCUCUCUCUCUGUCUCUGUCUCUCUGUCUCUCUCUCUGUCUCUCUGUCUCUCUCUGUCUCUCUCUCUCUCUGUCUCUCUCUGUCUCUCUCUCUCUCUCUCUCUGUCUCUCUCUGUCUCUCUCUCUCUGUCUCUCUGUCUCUGUCUCUCUGUCUCACUGUCUCUGUCUCUCUCUGUCUCUCUCUGUCUCUCUGUCUCUCUCUCUCUCUCUCUCUGUCUCUCUCUCUCUCUCUCUCUGUCUCUCUCUCUGUCUCUCUCUCUCUCUCUCUCUCUCUGUCUCUCUCUCUCUGUCUCUCUGUCUCUCUCUCUCUGUCUCUCUCUCUGUCUCUCUGUCUCUCUGUCUCUCUCUGUCUCUCUCUGUCUCUGUCUCUCUCUGUCUCUGACUCUCUCUCUCUCUCUGACUCUCUCUCUCUGACUCUCUCUGUCUCUCUGUCUGUCUGUCUCUCUCUCUGUCUCUCUCUCUCUGUCACAGCAAUUAUCCUGCAGAAUGAAGAUAAAAUGACUAUUUAUAAUCUGGCUGAUCAUGUAAUGAGUAUUGGUUACCUUAUUUUGCUAUUGUUAUGGUUGUUUAUUUGAUUUAUAUGUUUUUAACAGACAGACCAUGUUUACUUUGUACUUUAAUGAUUCCCCACAUUCAGAACCAUGAGAGCAGGUAAUGUCACCUGUUAAUACCACUGUUAGAAAAUAAAGGCUAUUAUUUUUCAGAA